AUGGACAACGAUACCAUUUUCCGCCUGCGCCUGAACUGCGUAGACCACUACCAGGCGCCUCCGACUUCACUUGAUCCGCCGAUCUGGGGCCCACAAACAACCACAUCGACCCAACUAGGCAAGCUGCCCGAUGUGCCCGUGAUCAGAGUCUUCGGGUCGACAGAGACGGGCCAGAAGGUGUGCUGCCACAUUCGUGGAGCAUUCCCCUAUCUCUACGUGCCGUAUACAGAGUCCAUUGCCAACGACGACGUGGCUCGGUACAUAUCGACCUUCCGGCACAGCAUCGACCAUGCGCUGGCCCUUUCAUAUCGCCGCAACCCAUACGACGACCCUCGAAAGGCUACAUUUGUAGCCCAUAUCAGUCUGGUCAAGGGUGUCCCUUUCUUUGGCUACAAUGUCGGGCAUAAGUACUUUCUCAAGGUCUAUCUUCUCAACCCCCUCCACAUGACCCGCUUCUCCGAUCUGCUCCAGCAGGGUGCCAUUCUCAGACAGCUCUUCCAGCCAUAUGAAGCACAUCUGCAGUAUUUGCUGCAGUGGAUGUGCGACUUCAACUUGUACGGAUGCGCCUACAUCGAGUCCAAGAAGCCCAGGUUCCGAGCACCACUGCCAGCAUGGGAAGAGCUGGACGACCCUGCCCAUUUGUGGCACGACCACUCCAUACUGCCCCGGAAUGUGCUGGACGCCGACAAGUUUCCCAGACAGAGCCACUGCCAGCUGGAGCUGGACCUGUGCGUCGAAGACAUUCUCAACCGCAAUGCCAUCGAGCCUCGUCCGCUGCACCAUUCAUUCAUCGAGCGCUUAUCGUCUCUAGAGAAUUUGCCUCCAGAUGAAAAGCUCGUGCAUUCUAUGGCAGGUCUAUGGAAAGACGAGACGCGACGCCGCAGACUGCGAAUGGGACUGACCGACCCGUUCUCCUCGCCGUUUCCACCCGAACUUCUUGUCUCGAUGUCUGCAGACCCACGAAACGAUAGUAAAGGUGGUUGGAUACACGAGGACGAGUUCCGAGAAAUGGUCAACGAAUUGGCAGAGCAGGAGAAGAAAGCCAGAGGCGGUGGACCAAUAUCUUUUGAAAGCUUCAGUAGUCAGGCCAAUAAUGAUGACAAGGAUGGUGUCAAGACCGUAUUGAGCAGUGUGGAUGACUUGUUUCACACAAAACACAUCGCUCUUACACAGCGACUCAAGCUAGGUGAAGCUGGUCUCACUGGAAGCAUGGGUGAGGCCACAGUGGAUGGUAGUGCCGUAGAAAUCGAAUCCGAGGCCGGAAAGCUUGAUCCAACAUUUGAUCGAAAUGCGCAUGGCUCCUUGUUGCCCGGUAGUGAUGGCUUUGAUCUACCUCAAGCAGCACAAAUUUCGAGACUGGACACCUCGAACGACCACAGCGCCAAAUCACUAAGCUCUGCUCAGCCCUCGGCUUCCCAGCGAUCUCAAGGGUCGCAAGGUGUCAGACAUGCAUUUCCGGCCGUGAAGAAUCCUCAUGACGCAGAAACGCAAGCAAGGCUUAGCCAAAGGGACGAUCUGAGUCAGAUAUGCCAACGAAAUUCAUCAAGCAGCAAGAAGACUGCGCAGGAGUUACUUGCGCACAACUCUGUUGAACUUCCUGCAAGCUCGCAGAAAUUUUCUGCCGACGUUGGGCCUAAGGUACCAACUCGAGUCGUGGCCAAAUAUGCCCGUACCUUCGGACUAGACUCUGACAAAGAUGUUUUCGUAUUUGGAAGUCUGCCGCCUUCCUAUCAAGAGGUGAACGAUAGCUUGGCGCCCUCGGUCAUCUACCAGGAUGCUUACUAUAGCAGCGAGAAGGAUGUCCCAGAGCGACCAAGAGAGUACGCUGGACAAGAGUUCCGGCUUGAGAGCAACACACUCCUUUACUUGCAUGCCUUCGACAGAGGUGGCUCCUUAAUAGAUGCCAACGUGCGCGCUGUGCACAAACCUGAGCUUGAGCUCGCCGAGCAGAGCCGCAGCAAAGAGUGUUCUCUAAGAACUUGGGAAAUCGCAAAGCCCCCGCCCACUUACGCCGAAGUACAAACUUGGCUGAAGGAUGAAGCACCUCAAGAAGAGAAUGAUCUUGAUUGGCUCGAGGUCGAUGGACCACCAGCUGCCUCUCAACUUAGACGGAAGAACAAGCCUCCGCCUGAGCUGUCACAGAUCGAGGGGCCGACUCAGAAGAACAAGCAUGGCGCCAAAUAUUCACAGAAGAACACCAGUACCAGCGUGCAGCACGAGACCGGAUACAUGAGCACGAUGAGUCUUGAGGUGCACGUGAAUACUCGCGGUGACCUGGUGCCAGAUCCUGAGCGAGACGAAGUCAACAUGGUGGUCUGGUGCAUUGCUGAUGAUCAAAUGGAUGAGAAGACUGUUCUCGGAAUAGCUGUCUUGGCUCAAGAAGGUGACGAAGACCGCCUUGACCAGAUUCGCCGCAAUGUGGGCAACGAUACCCAACUGGACUGCGAAGACAACGAGCUCGACCUAAUCAAUAGAAUGGUGGAUAUUGUCCGUCAAUACGAUCCAGACAUCCUGACUGGGUUUGAGGUGCACAAUGGUAGCUGGGGCUACUUGAUCGAGCGCGCGAGGCUGCAAUAUGAGUUCAAUCUACCAGAUGAGUUCUCAAGAAUGAAGUCAAAGUCACAUGGGCGAUUCGGCAAGGAUGCUGACCGCUGGGGCUUCACCCAAACAUCCACCGUGAGCAUUACUGGCAGGCAUACGAUCAACAUCUGGCGAGCUAUGCGAUCUGAGCUGAAUCUGCUCCAAUACACCAUGGAGAACGUCGUGUUCCAUCUCCUCCACCGACGCAUUCCGCAUUACUCCUUCGCUACGCUGACACGGUGGUACCAGAGUAAGAAACCGCGCGACUUGACUAGGCUGCUUGACUACCUCAUCACACGCACCAGGUUGGACCUAGAAAUCUUGGAUGCGAACGAGCUCAUACCAAGGACUUCUGAACAGGCACGUUUGCUGGGCGUCGACUUCUUUUCUGUCUUUAGCAGAGGCUCUCAAUUCAAAGUGGAGUCCCUCAUGUUUCGAAUUGCCAAGCCGGAGUCUUUCGUGCUCGUGUCGCCGAGCAGGAAACAGGUUGGAGCUCAGAAUGCCCUCGAGUGCUUGCCUCUCGUCAUGGAGCCCCAAUCUGCAUUCUAUAGCAGCCCACUGGUGGUGCUAGACUUCCAAAGUCUAUACCCAAGCGUCAUGAUUGCCUACAACUAUUGCUACUCGACGUGCCUAGGCCGCAUAGUGAACUGGCGUGGCACGAACAAGCUAGGAUUUGCAGACUUUCAGAGAGCUCCAGGUCUACUGGAACUCGUCCAGGAUAGGCUUAAUAUUUCCCCCAAUGGUAUGAUGUACGUCAAGCCAGAGAUGCGGAAGAGUCUGCUUGCGAAGAUGUUGGGAGAGAUUUUGGAGACUCGAGUGAUGGUCAAAAGCGGCAUGAAAGUCGACAAGGACGAUCGAACGCUGCAGCAGCUCCUCAAUAACAGACAAUUGGCUCUCAAGCUGAUCGCUAACGUCACGUAUGGCUACACGUCUGCUUCAUUUUCCGGCAGAAUGCCUUGCUCGGAGAUCGCGGACAGCAUUGUGCAGACUGGUAGAGAGACUCUGGAGAAAGCCAUUGCGUUCAUCCACUCUGUCGAACGAUGGGGUGCAGAGGUCGUGUAUGGAGACACGGACAGUCUGUUCGUGUAUCUGAAAGGCCGCACCAGAGACGAUGCUUUCAAAAUCGGCGACGAAAUUGCCAAGGCCGUGACUGAUAUGAACCCUAGGCCUGUCAAGCUCAAGUUUGAAAAGGUCUAUCACCCCUGUGUGCUGCUAGCCAAGAAGAGAUAUGUGGGCUUCAAGUACGAGAGUCCCAAGCAGACCGAGCCGGAAUUUGAUGCGAAAGGCAUUGAGACUGUUCGUCGGGACGGCACGCCUGCGGAGCAGAAGAUUGAAGAAAAGGCGCUCAAGUUGCUUUUCCGCACUGCCGAUCUGAGUCAAAUCAAGCAAUACUUCCAAACGCAGUGCACCAAGAUCAUGGCAGGGCGCGUGAGCGUUCAAGAUUUUUGCUUCGCCAAAGAGGUCAAGCUUGGUACCUACGCAGACAAAAGUCCUCCGCCGCCUGGUGCGCUGAUUGCCACCAAGCGUAUGCUUCGAGAUCCGCGAAUGGAACCACAGUACGGCGAGCGAGUUCCCUACGUCGUCAUCGCUGGCGCACCUGGAGCUCGACUGUGGGAACGGUGCGUGGAGCCAGAGCGACUGAUCUAUGACGAGAACGCCGAGCUCGAUGCGGAAUACUACAUCAGCAAGAAUCUCAUUCCUCCUCUCGAACGUAUCUUCAAUCUCGUAGGCGCGAACGUUCGUCAAUGGUUCGAUGAGAUGCCUAAAGUCCAGCGCAUCCGCAUGCUGGGAGCCCAGCGUGAAGGCGAAAUCAAUGCCAGGGGCAGGAAGACGAUGGAAAGCUAUAUGGGUAGCUCACUAUGCCUUGUAUGCCGGACGAAACUGGAUCCUACCGAAGCCGACGCAGAAGAACUCGAACUUCCGCUUUGUGCCGCCUGUCGUUACGAGGAUUCGACGAAUACGCUGCUGGCACUACGUCGCAAAUACCAAAAGGUUGAAAGGAAGGUCACUGAUCUGCAAGAUGUGUGCAAAAGCUGCGCAGGUCUGGCCUUCGAUGACGAAGUGAGAUGCGAUAGUCGAGACUGCCCCGUCUUCUACAGUCGUGUCAAAGCCAAUACUCAGCUGGGUGUCGCAAGAAACGGGAUUGGUAAGGUGCUGGAGGAAUUCGAGAGGGAGGUUCUGAAGAGAGAGGAUUUGGAGUGGUGA
Molecule: messenger RNA, 4785 nt
Organism: Pseudocercospora fijiensis CIRAD86
Lineage: Eukaryota; Fungi; Ascomycota; Dothideomycetes; Mycosphaerellales; Mycosphaerellaceae
Exons: 3
Coding region: 1-4785 (1594 amino acids)
Biological process (GO): error-prone translesion synthesis; double-strand break repair via homologous recombination
Cellular component (GO): nucleus; zeta DNA polymerase complex
Molecular function (GO): nucleotide binding; DNA-directed DNA polymerase activity; DNA binding
Source: RefSeq, a predicted model, not a curated record